Melitaea cinxia (Glanville fritillary) is the source of this 1356-nucleotide messenger RNA. It is a transcript of the gene Hat1, whose product is annotated as histone acetyltransferase type B catalytic subunit. Bases 110 to 1321 code for a protein of 403 amino acids. Gene Ontology annotation, biological process: subtelomeric heterochromatin formation. The transcript is spliced from 8 exons. Gene Ontology annotation, molecular function: histone H4 acetyltransferase activity; histone binding. Gene Ontology annotation, cellular component: nucleus. The record is from RefSeq and is a predicted model, not a curated record. NCBI's taxonomy places the organism in Eukaryota, Metazoa, Arthropoda, Insecta, Lepidoptera, Nymphalidae.
CGCGGGAAGUCGAUUAGUAAUGAAAAACUUCGUUACUUAUUUUUAUGAUUAAGCUUAAUUAUUUCUUUAUUUAAUUUUAAUCAAAGACUGAAAUUGUGAUCCAUCAAAAAUGGCAGACGGUCUGGAUCAUUUAGUCGUCGAUGGUAACGAAAUAUUAGAAAUGAAGUUAGUUAGGACAGUAGAAGAUUUGGAAAAUGAUGACACAAGUUUCGCGCCGGAAAUGUGUCAUCAAGUUUUUGGAGAAAAUGAAAAUAUUUUUGGUUACAAAGACCUGCAAAUAAAACUUUAUUAUACCGCGGGAAGUCUAAGAACAUACCUUUCAAUUACAUACUCAGAUAAGAUAGAUCCAAAGAAAUCAGACGGUUUAAAAGCAGAUGACAUAGAGGGUGCCUUAAAGAAUGUGCUGGCGCCUGGAUUUCUUACCAAUUUAGAUGUCUUUGUAUCUAAAUUACACAAGGAAAAAUCUUUUACUCCAUAUGGCGACCUUAUCUAUUCUUUUACAACCUCAAAAGAUGGUGGUGAGCCCAGAACAUUUGAGAUUUAUUAUUGUGAGGUAUCAACUCGUGGAUUUUUACAAUUUCAUCGAAGACUGCAGACUUUUCUGUUGUGGUAUAUAGAUGCAGCUUCCUUCAUUGAUACAGAUGAUGACCAAUGGACAUUCUUCUUAGUAUUCGAGAAGUACAACACAAGCGAAGGGCGCCGGUACGCGACGGCGGGCUACUCCACGGUGUACCGCUACUAUGCCUACCCGCAGAACAAGAGGCCGCGCAUUGCCCAGGUCCUUACCCUACCGCCCUUCAGGAGGAUGGGCAUUUGUGCUCACAUGUUGAAGGCCAUCUACUCGCAUUUUAUAGCUCGACCUGAAGUGAUUGAUAUGACAGUCGAAGACCCAUCAAAAGAUUUUCAGAGAGUAAGAGACUAUGUGGACGCCAAAAAUUGUGAAUCUCUGCCAGCAUUUCAUCCUUCUAAACUAGUAAAUGGAUUUACCGAUGAAAUGGCGAAAGAAGCAUGCGAGAAAUAUAAAAUAAAUAAAUUGCAAGCAAGACGUGUUUAUGAAAUACUCCGCUUGAAAAAUACUAAUACAUCAGAUAAAAAUGCCUACUUGAAAUAUAGAUUGAAUGUUAAAAAUAGACUUAAUGCACCUUUCCAAAAAAAGAAUUUAGAAAUGAAGAAGCUGGAGAAGGUCCUAAAGCCACACGAAUAUGCGGCGACGGUCAGUUCUAGCGGCCCCUCGGAGACUCACGCGCGCCUAUCCACAACUUAUUUGGCGCUUGAGGAAGAGUACCGCCGCGUUGUGCAUCGCCUCGAAAACGACAUCUAACUACAUCCAACGUCAUCUAUAACAAGUCGGCAUAU